Messenger RNA from Daldinia decipiens, 927 nucleotides. RefSeq lists its product as uncharacterized. The coding region runs from base 16 to 927 and encodes 303 amino acids. The transcript has a single exon. The record is from RefSeq and is a predicted model, not a curated record. NCBI's taxonomy places the organism in Eukaryota, Fungi, Ascomycota, Sordariomycetes, Xylariales, Hypoxylaceae.
GUAAUAUUAUCAUGAAUGGCUAGCAACAUGCAACACUCGUCAAGAUCUACCCAGCUCAAACAUUGGCUAAGUCGAUCCGGUGCGAAGCUUCUCAGAACAACAUCACCUGAAGAAUCUGUUAGAACAGCAUCAUCAAAGCCAGCGGUGCCUCGCAAAGAAACACCAUCUAAACCAGCUAAUCACCCCCCAACGACACCUUCAGAGCUUCCUACAACAACAUUGCCGGUAAUGGAAAAUGAACAUCAUUCGACUUUUUCUAGUGACUCCGAAUUUCAAUCUGUUCACAGAAUGUCAUCCAAGACAUGUUCAACGAGGCCAGCACCAUUUAAACUACUUUCACAAGAGGGUCGCAAGAGGAUCUCAGACAAUAUAUCUACCGCUUCCGCCAAGGUAAGCUCUGUUGCGUCCUUCGGCAUCCUGAACGUCGCCGAGGCCCAAGAUGGUGCAGCAACCACCGCAGCAGUAGCUCGUUUCGUCGCCGACAGUUUUCCUUAUCUUCUCGAUGAUUUCAUGCAUCGCGUCCAAGGAAUUACAACGAAUGAUCCAGAACGACUCGCUGAGAAAGCUUACGAUAUCCCCUCCUAUCCCGACAUUAUGUUUGAUGAUUUCGGUGAUCAGCCCGCAAAGACGGCCGCUAAUCAUGUCGAGGGCUCCCUAAACGGUCUUCAUGCAAAAGCUACAGUUACAGCUAUUAGAAAAGCUGAAAAAAGACUCCUUCGCUCCAUUGCGAAUGUUAUGGAAGACCACGUACUUAUUGCCGGGUCCACAAAGUGGACACUUAAGACAUUGAUGUUAGCUGUUUCAACAGCAGCUUCUGAGGCGGCUUUAGUGGCGGCUUCUCAAAUUACCUGCACCGGUGCGGGCGACAUCGCUCUCGUGGAUAAAGAUGCUCCACCGCCUUAUUUAAAAAGUCCAAGUUCGACCUGA